This is a messenger RNA of Colias croceus (clouded yellow), 1517 nucleotides long. RefSeq names its product leukocyte elastase inhibitor-like (gene serpin-13). The transcript is spliced from 9 exons. The record is from RefSeq and is a predicted model, not a curated record. Bases 135 to 1469 code for a protein of 444 amino acids. NCBI's taxonomy places the organism in Eukaryota, Metazoa, Arthropoda, Insecta, Lepidoptera, Pieridae. Gene Ontology annotation, molecular function: serine-type endopeptidase inhibitor activity.
GUUGGAUCAGUCGUUUCACAAGUUGAAUUGGGAAAGACGUGUUCGCGUGUGUUGACUGGAAAAAUCAUGAUUGUAUAACUAAAGUGACUAUAAUAUUGUAAAGCUUGAAGAAUUCUAAUUAUCAGAAACCAAAGAUGACGUUCAAGGGCCUUUUGUGUGUUAGCGUUCUGUUUAUCGUAACUUCGGCACAAAUCUAUGAUCCUGGUGAAUCAAGUGAUCCAAAUGAACACAACGAUAAUAAAUUAGCAUCUGGAAUAAAUGAGUUAGGCUUCCAGUUAACGAAACAAUUGAUGAAAAGUAACGGAAAUGAGAAGAAUGUAGUUCUCUCUCCAGCCAGUAUAUCAGGUUUACUGGCUAUGACAUUAUUAGGCAGUGUUGGAGAAGCAUACGAUGAACUCGCCCAAGCACUUCAGUUUUCUAAAGACAUAAAACUGAACCGCAACACACACGAGCGAUUCGGCGAAUUAUUACGAGCAUUAAAUUCUGACAAUGCCUCAAGUAAAACUUUAUACGCGGAUGUUGUUUUUGCUGACAAGAGUUCCAAAUUGAGAGAGGCGUACCGCGAGUACUUAAAGAGGGUGUACAAUGGUAACGCGAUAGGCCUCGAUUUUAAGGAUCAACAAACAGCAAAAGAUACAAUUAAUGAGUGGGUGAAAGAGAAUACGCAGGGCAAAAUACCGAGCUUUCUAAAAGAUAGCCUACCGGUCUCUACCAAAGUAGUUUUAUUGAGUGCAUUAUACUUUAGUGGCCAAUGGAAACACCCAUUUUUAGUUGAAUAUACGCAAAAGUUACCAUUCAAUGCUCCAUUAGAGAAAACAGUCAUGGUAGAUCAAAUGUUGAAUAUAGGCAGUUUUCCAUAUUUGUCUUCUUACACUGAUGAUCUUCUCAUGGUUGCUCUACCAUAUAAUGAUAGCAUGACGACCAUGUAUGCGAUAAAACCUCGCCGUCCACGAAAAAUGACUUUACCAGAUCUUUUGGACAAAUUAGAUUAUUAUAAAAUUGAUGAAUUGAUUAAUAGAUUGUCGGACAGAAAAUGUGUUAUUAGGUUUCCUAAAAUGGACCUUCAAAAGACUGAAAAAUUAGAGGAUUCCCUAAAAGCUCUUGGGAUUAAGUCUAUUUUCACACCAGGACAAGCAAAUUUCGCUUUGAUGAUAGAUUCUAAUAGUGUUGAAAACAAAACUGAAACAAAAUUAUUGAGCAGAAUAAAUACUGAUGAUGAAGAAACAUCCAGGUCAUUCAAAGAGAUGGUGAACGGUCUUCCUAAUCCCGGAGUGUUUGUUGACACAAUACUACAUGAUGUUAAAAUAAAAAUUGAUGAAUAUGGUACUGAGGCAGUCGCUGCAUCCGGUGGUAUUUUAGCUCGGACUGCUGAACAGUUUUAUGCGGAUUCACCAUUUUACAUAUUUAUACGAAAUGAAAGAACAAAAUUAGUGACUUUUAGUGCAGUUGUUUUUGAUCCAACAUCAUGAAAACUGAAGUUAAUGGAAGACUAUUAAUAUUAUUUCUAUCAACUAAGA